AUGUCUUUGGCAGAAAGCGUAGCUCGGCCAAUCAACAUCUUGGAUGAGGUCACGUGCCCGGUUGGGCCAAUGGAUAGUGAUGCUCGUGAAACUCAGACUGGAGCAACCCGAACUGAGGGUCAGUUCACUUUCCCGCACAGGACGGCAAAAAUGCCGCCAAUUUGCAUUCGAGAAUGCAAGUACAACUGGAAAUCUUUCACUGAACUGCUUGAAAAGGAACAACUGACCGAUUUCACCGCGAAAAAGAAAGGUGAAGGCAACUAUGAAAUACACACAAAAAAUUCGGAUACCUUCCGAAGCAUGACUGCCCUUUUCGACAAAAAAGAAUUUUCUUAUCACUCGUUCCUUCUCCCUGAGGAGAAGAACCUCAAAGUUGUGAUAAGAAAUCUUCCCAUUGAUGCGAAACCCACGGACAUUCAGGAGAAACUCCGUGAAAAAGAUUUCACUGCGCUCAAAGUGGAACAACUGAUGAAGGGCAGAGGAAAAGAUAGGGCUAAAAUGCCCCUAUUUCUGGUCACUCUUUCUAAGACCCCUAAAAACAAUGAGAUAUAUCAUCUGAAAUAUCUAAUGUACUUGCACAUUAAAGUCGAAAGAUAUCGUGGUCGGCGUGGGCCGACACAAUGCUUUCGAUGUCAAAGGUACCAUCACGCGCAGGCGGCGUGUCACCACCCGCCUUGCGCUGCUGUAAGUGUGCAGGCCCUCAUGAAAGCCGGGAUUGCCCGGAACCUAAAGAUUCUGAGCCGAAAUGUUGUAACUGUCUCGGGAAAGCAUACCAGCAGCAACUGGAGGGUUUGUGAGGCCUUCCCAAAGCAGAAACCCAAUGCCCCCAAGUUUUUGAUGAAAGGGUCAUUGUCAAUAAAUCCUACGCCCAGGCUGUUCAAUCUGAUAUUUUCGCGGGGAAAAUUCAGAAAGCUGUAG
Messenger RNA from Stegodyphus dumicola, 918 nucleotides. RefSeq lists its product as uncharacterized. Lineage: Eukaryota; Metazoa; Arthropoda; Arachnida; Araneae; Eresidae. The record is from RefSeq and is a predicted model, not a curated record.